This is a messenger RNA of Hyaloscypha bicolor E, 1396 nucleotides long. RefSeq lists its product as uncharacterized. The coding region runs from base 249 to 1157 and encodes 302 amino acids. Lineage: Eukaryota; Fungi; Ascomycota; Leotiomycetes; Helotiales; Hyaloscyphaceae. The record is from RefSeq and is a predicted model, not a curated record. The transcript has 4 exons.
UAGCUGGCCCAUUUUGAUGACUUGCCUAAUCUUCACAGUUGAUUUGUGAGUGAGGAUGCUGAUUCUCAGGGGUACUGUACCUCGCUUAAUCCUAGUGCGGCUUAACAACGACGGGAGGCAGCAGCCUCUUCUCACAUCAACUCCUCUCGAUAUCAACGGCAUAUCAAGCAAAGAUCCUGCAAAGAUCAAUGAAAGGAGAUAUCGCCUUUUAAUUUUGUUGAUUUUUCGAUAUUCUUCUCACCGUGAAGAUGGCGGAGGGCGCCUCCGGAAUCUCCGCAUUCGAGGAUACCUCUGAAGAUUCGGAUUCCAGCGAAACUUCAGCUCCUUCCACUCAGGUCUCGGAGCAACUAGAACAUCCAGGCCCAGAGGAUGUGGCGCCACCUCCUUGCAACGGCACUCUAGAGGGCGACUUUUCUCUUCUUGAAGUCGGACCAGAGCAGUUGUCAACAUUCUUCUUGUUCCCAAGCUUGCCGAUGGAACUUCGAGCCAAAAUUUGGGAGGCUUCACUGCCAGGACCUCAGCUAGUGGAAACCCGCUUCCUUAACAUGCCAUGUCACUUGCCAACGCCGAAGCUACCAACUCCUCUACUACACGUUACCCAAGAAUCACGGGAGACUGCUUUGAAGAGUUAUAGGCCGUUAUAUCCCCUGUCAUCACCUUUGCCACUCAUCUACAUUGACCCAAGUGUUGACAUACUGUUCAUUAAUGAACACAUACAACGAUUAGAUGAAGUACUCUCCGAAAUGGAUCCUGAUGUCCUUCGCUCUCUCCAUCACAUCGCUUUGGAAUCGAUGAUGAUGUUUGUUUUUUCGACCAUUGUGAGCAGAUUCUUUCCUUGUCUGCUCAGGUUGAGUAGUCUCGAGAGAAUUACUAUCACGUUGCCCCCCACUGAACCUGAGCAAGAGGGCGGAUAUGCUGUCUUAUUCGAUCUUCUAAAAAUACCCAUGGCAGAAUGGCCAGAUUCGGUUCAGCGUCGAGAUGACCAUCUGUUCACUCGAAGAGGCCUUGAGCAUUGCAGAGACAGAGGGACUCUUGAUGAUCCCCGAUGGCUUAGGACUGGGUUCAAGAACAUUACACAAGCUGUCGAAGAGCGCUUCCGCGCCAAUCCAGGUCGAAGGCUUCCACAAGUUGACCUGAAAGGAGUGAGACGCAGGUAAGGAGUGGCGGAAAGACAUGGAUUAUUCUGCAGUGGUCCAGACUGCCAUUGGUAUCCUUGUGAGGGCGGAUACAAUGGGGUCCAGAUGGAUGACAUACUUUUCCACAAACACUUGCCCAGCCAAUCGAGAGUCUUCGAAAGCCGUGCAGGUCCCGGUCGAAGGAUUGGCGAGGUCUCCUCUUGACUCGAAAAACGUUUGGAAAUUCCUGGUUCGUUGUGGACGGCUCGGUUCUGAUGGGC